Corvus hawaiiensis (hawaiian crow) is the source of this 5159-nucleotide messenger RNA. RefSeq names its product glycerol-3-phosphate dehydrogenase 2 (gene GPD2). The transcript has 17 exons. Lineage: Eukaryota; Metazoa; Chordata; Aves; Passeriformes; Corvidae. The record is from RefSeq and is a predicted model, not a curated record. The coding region runs from base 274 to 2454 and encodes 726 amino acids. Gene Ontology annotation, molecular function: calcium ion binding; glycerol-3-phosphate dehydrogenase (quinone) activity. Gene Ontology annotation, cellular component: mitochondrion; glycerol-3-phosphate dehydrogenase (FAD) complex. Gene Ontology annotation, biological process: glycerol-3-phosphate metabolic process.
CAUCACGCAAGCCCGGGGAUGAGGAGGCCGCACUGGGCCCUUCCCCGCGGGUCCAGGCCGCACCGGCGGGGCUCCCGCGGCCUUCGGCGGGGCAGCCGCGGUCCCGGGCGGAGGGCAGGGCGGGGAGGUGCGGGCGGUGUUCGAGGCGGAGCUCGGGGGAGCCUGGCUGGCUGCUGCAGGCGGAGGGCGGGCAGGGAGAGAGCCGCCCUCCCCUCUUCUCCUCCCGCCGGCCGGCGAGCAGCCCGCAGAGGGACGCGGGCUCCCGCAUAAAAAAUGGCAUUUCAGAAGGCAGUGAAAGGAACUGCUCUCAUUGGAGGAGGUGCCAUAGCAACAGUUUUUGGCCUCUCUCAAUUUUCUCAGUAUAGAAACAAACACGGUGCCUUGGUGCAGGUUCAAGCUGCAGAAGGUGCUCCAGUAAGGAAGGACCAUCUCCCCACAAGAGAGCAGCAGAUUCUGGCCCUGCAAACCAGCGGUGAAUUUGAUGUCCUUGUCAUCGGCGGGGGAGCCACGGGCUGUGGCUGUGCUCUGGAUGCGGCCACCAGAGGACUAAAAACAGCCCUUCUAGAAAGAGAUGAUUUCUCAUCGGGGACCAGCAGCAGGAGCACUAAAUUGAUCCAUGGUGGAGUGAGGUACCUCCAGAAGGCCAUCAUGAAGUUGGAUUUCGAGCAGUACAGGAUGGUGAAGGAGGCUCUGGAGGAGCGUGCACACCUGCUGCAGAGCGCGCCCCACCUCUCGGCCCCACUGCCCAUCAUGCUCCCCAUCUACAAGUGGUGGCAGCUGCCGUACUACUGGGUUGGGAUAAAGCUGUAUGACCUGGUGGCAGGCAGCCAGUGCCUGAAGAGCAGCUAUGUCCUCACCAAGUCCCGGGCCCUGGAGCUGUUCCCCAUGCUGCGCAAGGACAAGCUGGUUGGAGCCAUUGUCUACUACGAUGGACAGCACAACGACGCGCGGAUGAACCUGGCCAUCGCCCUGACCGCCGCCCGCUACGGCGCUGCCACCGCCAAUUACGCCGAGGUGCGGCACCUGCUCAAGACCACGGACACGGGCAGCGGGCGGCAGCGCGUCUGCGGGGUGCGCUGCAGGGACGUGCUCACGGGGAAGGAAUUUGAUGUCAGAGCCAAGUGUGUUAUCAAUGCUACGGGACCUUUCACAGACUCGGUGCGCAAAAUGGAUGAUCAGAAAGUGCCCAACAUCUGUCAGCCCAGCGCAGGCGUGCACAUCGUGAUGCCUGGUUAUUACAGCCCUGACAACAUGGGGCUGCUGGACCCGGCCACCAGCGAUGGCAGAGUGAUCUUCUUCCUGCCCUGGGAGAAGAUGACGAUCGCAGGGACCACGGACAGCCCCACGGAUGUCACCUCGCACCCCAUCCCCACCGAGGAGGACAUCAACUUCAUCCUGAGCGAAGUGCGCAACUACCUGGGCGCAGACGUGGAAGUGAGAAGAGGCGAUGUGCUGGCAGCCUGGAGUGGCAUCCGGCCCCUGGUCACCAACCCCGACUCCAAGGACACCCAGUCCAUAUCCCGGAACCACGUCGUGACCGUCAGCGACAGCGGCCUCAUCACCAUUGCAGGUGGGAAGUGGACAACCUACCGUGCCAUGGCACGGGACACCAUCGAUGCAGCCAUCCAGGAGCACAACCUGAGGGCAGGCUCCUGUAAAACCAUGGGGCUGCAGCUGGAGGGGGCUCAGGACUGGAGCCCCACGCUCUACAUCAGACUGGUGCAAGACUACGGGCUGGAAAGCGAGGUGGCUCAGCACCUGGCUUCCACCUAUGGGGACAAGGCUUUUGAGGUGGCCAAAAUAGCCCAGGUGACCGGGAAGAGGUGGCCUAUUGUUGGGAAACGUCUGGUGUCUGAAUUUCCUUACAUUGAAGCUGAGGUCGUGUACGGGGUGAAGGAGUACGCGCGCACUGCCGUGGACAUGAUCUCCCGGCGCACUCGCCUGGCCUUCCUGAACGUGCAGGCUGCCGAGGAGGCCCUGCCCAGGAUCGUGGACAUCAUGGCCAAGGAGCUCAACUGGUGUGAGCAGAAGAAGAAGGAACAGCUUGAAACCGCUAAAACAUUUCUGUAUUAUGAAAUGGGCUACAAAGUCAAAACAGAUCAAUUAACAGACAGGUCUGAGAUCAGUCUAGUGCCUUCAGACAUUGAGAGGUACAAGAAGCGGUUCCGCAUGUUUGACAAGGACAAGAAGGGCUUCAUAACGAUCCUGGACGUGCAGCGUGUGCUGGAGAGCAUCAGCGUGCAGAUGGACGAGAACACCCUCCACGAGAUCCUCAACGAGGUGGAUCUCAACAAAAACGGGCAGGUGGAGCUCAACGAGUUCCUGCAGCUGAUGAGUGCCAUCCAGAAGGGCCGCGUGUCGGGCAGCAGGCUGGCCGUGCUGAUGAAGAGCGCCGAGGAGAACCUGCGGCGCCGCGAGGCCAUCCCGGUGGAUCGGAGCGGAGGGGGGCUCUGAGCUCACACCACGGGGCUGCCAGAACAUUCCAGGGCUUCUGAUCCUCCUGGCCCAGCCCGGGGCACGGCACCUGGCCCUUGCUGCAGCUCCCACAAAAGACGUUGGUGCGUUUGUGUUGUCAUUAAUGAUUUCCUUACUACUCCGGUACGUGGCCUUGGGGUGGGGGUCCUGCAGUCCCAGGGUGUCCUCGCAAGAGUUCAGGAAUGCAGGCUGGGAGGAUUUGGGUGCACACUCAGGCACAUCCUGCCUUGGCCAUUAAUGUUUGCAUCACCUUUACCUUUAGAGCACACGAUGCUCAAAGUGAAUCCUGCCCUUAAACACGUUGAGUUCUGCAAAUAUAAAAUCUCAAAGCUGCUUCUGCCUCUUCAGCAAGGAGCAAGAGAGGGAAAGCUGGUGUUCUGGAGUAGAGAUACCAUCCCCGAGGAACAAACCUGGCACUUCCUGGGGGGGUGGUGGUGGAGACCUGUCCUGAGCCUUCUGUGGGUGAUAGGUUUGCCCUGUUAUUCCAGUGGUGCCAGUACUUGGCCACUCGAAAAUUCCAGCUGGAAAACAAGACACUUGGAUUAAUCACCCGAGGAAUAAUGUAGCUGAAAGCUGGGAACAGCUUCCCUUCUCUGCUGUUAACACAAAUAAACUGCCUCUAAUAAAUGGCAUUGUCUGCAGGUGGUGCUUUGUGCUGUGAAAUAAAGGCAAAAGGUGUUUGUGCUGAAAAGUGCUUCAAGUUUGGGGCAAACGCUGAUGCUGUGUAGGAUGGCGCAGGUUUUGGUAGCACAACAGUCUUAAAUGUUAAUUUUAGAAUGCUCAAACACAGUGGAAAAAAUGAAGCAUGUCUUGCAUCCUACUAACUUUUCUAGGAAAAAAGGGCUGUUUUUCAGCAGGUUAAAUGGAAAAACCAAAGCAUGGAGCCCUCACUGGAGCUGUUUCCAGCGCUGCUGUACCUGCCUGUUGUCCUCCUGCUGCUGGAUUGGGCUGAGAUCAGGUGGGAGAUUUCUGCCUGAUGUAGAACAAGGCAGGGAAAACCUGGUUUACUGCUGGAUUUGGCAUCUGCUGUAUUCCCUGAGCAGAGCAAUUUCCACCUUACACCAAGCUUCACUUUCCAGGGGUCAGAAUUUCUGCUGAAGUAAAAUUUCAUGUAUUUAACUGGUAUCACCACGUUCACUGAUGGAAAAUUAACGGGGCAGGAGUGAACAGCAAGGAUUCCUUGGAUAUUUUAACAGGGAAAAUGGUUCCAGGUACAAAUGGAGAUGCUGAGGAGUGGUGGGAUGUAGCGCAGUGAGUGCAGAUGUUGUGUUUGGCUGGAGAAGCAGAGCCCUUGAAAAAAAAAAUUAAACAUUCAGGUGUUGAAAAACAGUAGAUACAAAAGAAAAAGAAAAGGGCAAGACUCACCUAAAAUGAGUUCCUAACGUGGUUCAGAUGGUUUUUGCAUGUUCAGCUCGUUUUUUGAUGCGGAUUUUGCUCAGGUUCUGCUUUGUGCUUGGAGCAGGGGCUGAGGGAGGGGGAGUUGGCAGAUCUGACACCACAAGGAUGUUUUAAUGAACAAAGGGGUUUGUUCCUAUGCUCCUGGAGACUUUCCCUUUUGAGCUGUGUUCCAGAAUGUUCAGGUGAAGGAUGGAAUGUCUGUGUUUCCAAACCCACAGUAACAGACUUCACAUACCCUGCAGAGUGGAGGGAAAUGAAUGUAAAACACGCAGUAAUUUUGGCUCAGUGAGCAAGGGAAGGGGUUCAGGAUUCCACUAUUAAUGAAAGUUUAAGGGGAGAAAAAACAAAGCAAAAGUCAUGAGACCUUUUCCAGGCCAUGUGAAGAAAAAAUAUUUCCAAUAUUGGACAGGUUUUUUGUAAGGGAAAAAUAUUUUCAGUAUUGAACAGCUUUUGUAUAGUUUAAAGGGAAAUUCUCCUCCACUCCUCUCUAACUGGCAUUGUUCAAUUAAAAGCAGGAUUUCGUGCUGUACCCAAAGUAUACUCUUUGUUCUUUUGUUUUGCUAGUCUUGCAUCUGGAAUGUGACUCUGGGGUUCUCCUGGCUGUGUGUGUCCCUGGACAUGGAUUUGCUUUGCAUCUCAGGCACUUUAUGUCGCCUCCUGCUCCCCUGCACGGCACAGCCAGGCCUGCAGUGACAGGGACAAUUGCAUGUGUUCCCCCAGCAGCUGAAUCUGUACAUGGAAAGCUCCCAAGUGUUUAUUUAUCCCCUCAUUCUGUCUGCAGGAAUGUUCGCUUUGUUGUUUGGGGGUUUUUAUGUGAAUGUGCUGUGGGAAGAGUUGUACGAUGUCACUGCCUUGCUGUGCUGAUCUGGGAUGGAACAGCAGGAAUGGGAUUCUUUUUUGUUUUUUCUUUUUUUGUUUUUGUGAGGUGAAAGAUUUCUGGACUUUCUGUGGGUGUUUUGUGUUCUAAAUAACCUGCCCAUGUGGGGGGGAUCCAUGCAGUGUCUGGGUGUGUGUAAAUACGUGUAUAGAUGCACUGCGGGUUUACACGUGGCACUUGGGUCUGUUGUCAGGUUCCUGUUGCAGCCUGGGCUGUUCAAUGCUGUGUUUGAGGCUGGGUUGUCAUUUUUAUAACUGUCUUGGUGUUUUCCUGCCAUUAUUUAUUACCUUUGAUAUCUGGAAUGAGCCGCAUGCGUUUAUUGAGCAAUAAGAGGAUGUAUUUAAUGUGCCUUGUUUUUAACUGAGUAAGGACUGAAAGCAUGAAUCAAUAAAACUGGUUAAAAACGCUC